Molecule: messenger RNA, 750 nt
Organism: Juglans regia (Persian walnut)
Lineage: Eukaryota; Viridiplantae; Streptophyta; Magnoliopsida; Fagales; Juglandaceae
Product: EG45-like domain containing protein
Exons: 3
Coding region: 75-476 (133 amino acids)
Biological process (GO): systemic acquired resistance
Cellular component (GO): apoplast; cell wall
Source: RefSeq, a predicted model, not a curated record
AUCACAAAGUAGUAAGCGUAAUAACCCCAUCAGAUAGUUUUUCCUAGAGAGAAGAAAGAAAAAAGAGGAAAAAAAUGGGAGCAUUGGGAGUGGUUAUUCACGGUUUCAUCAUGGUGAUAAUAGCCAUAUGUCUCAUGUCAGAGGAAACAAAUGCCGCACAGGGCACUGCUAUUUUCUACGAUCCCCCUUAUAUUCCCUCUGCAUGCUAUGGAAGACAAAACCUUGGUGUGAUGGUAGCUGGAGCAAGUGAUGCGAUAUGGAGGAAUCGAGCAGCCUGUGGGAAAAAUUACAGAGUCAGAUGCAUCGGAGGUGCAAACCUGGCGCCACAUCCUUGCAAGGCUGGCAACGUUGUGGUUAAAAUAGUGGAUUACUGUUCGUCACCAUGCAAUGGAGACAUAAAUCUCUCUAGAGAUGCUUUCUCCAAAAUAGCUGAUCUUAAUGCCGGAAAAGUCAAAAUUGAGUAUUUUCCGGCUUGAAGUUCUCUGGCCUAGAACAUAGCCUUCUGACAAGGGGUUUUUGAAAAUAGUGAAAUAAGCAGCUAGCUAGCUCAUGGAUGAAACUUCUACCUGCUCAAUGCAUGCCAACAUGAUGUAGAAAUCACUGUAUAUGCAAGCGAUAUAUGUUCAGUUCAGUGCUGCAAUAAAGAGAGGCCUUACUUCUUUAGAAUCGAUCAUUAUGAUGAGUAGUUAAUAACAUCAACGUAAUCCUCUCCUACAUCAAGUGUGUACCAAACCAGUCAUUGAAAAAAAA